This is a messenger RNA of Helianthus annuus (common sunflower), 1597 nucleotides long. RefSeq lists its product as uncharacterized. The transcript is spliced from 4 exons. The record is from RefSeq and is a predicted model, not a curated record. Gene Ontology annotation, biological process: regulation of DNA-templated transcription. The coding region runs from base 8 to 1597 and encodes 529 amino acids. NCBI's taxonomy places the organism in Eukaryota, Viridiplantae, Streptophyta, Magnoliopsida, Asterales, Asteraceae.
GAGAGUCAUGUGGCGUGCAUUCCCCCACGUCAUGAUGAUCGAUGCAACGUACAAGACAAACAUAUACAAUAUGCCCUUUAUCCAGAUUGUUGGUAUGACGCCUACCAACAAAUCGUUUAUUAUCGCGCAUGCCGUUGUUAGUAAAGAACGGGGUGAUAACUUUGUGUGGGUGCUUGAGAGGGUUAAGGCAAUGUUGGAUGAAUGUAUGGAGCCACGUGUGAUUUUAACGGAUAGAGACCUAGCCCUUAUGGGCGCGUGUGCUAAAGUAUUUCCAGACGCCUCCAGGCUUCUUUGCAGGUGGCACAUACAACAGAAUGUUAUGAAGCACUGCAAGGGUGCCUUCACAGACGACGACUGGAAGAAAUUUAUGUCAUUCUGGGGGACAUUGAUUGAGUCUCCAUCCAUACCCAUCUACGACUACCACUUGCGCAACAUGCGAAAGCGACUUGUGGAGUGCAAACGUUCUAUAUUUAUUAUGGAGGACGAUCUGAUACCGGGCGAUGACAUUCACAUAGAGCCGGUUCAGCAGGGUCCACGACGGAGACAGCGACCGCCUGUGGAUACGCUGCAGGGGCAUCCAUAUCUUGAGUUUCCCGACGGCACUGACGCCGCCCGUCAUUGCCAGAAGCUUAGGAGGAUGCACGUUGGAUCGCAUGCAUCGAUCGACUGGGAUGCGAUGGAGGAGAUUGCUGAGACGCCGAGAGUGCGUCGGUUUAUACCUAUCGAUUCGCCGUGGCAUCGUCUUUUUGAUUUGGCGCACACGCCGACCUACAGGGAGCUGCUGGUCGAGUUCCUUUCGUCAUUCACAUUUCACCCUCCUGGGGAGCCAGUGCCGCUUCCGUACCCAGGUGCUCCCCAUCCGCCUGAGGUUUCUUUCAGGCUUGCUGGCGUUAUGCGUUCGAUGACGCUAGCACAGUUUGCGGUGCAUUGUGGUUUAUACAUGCAGGAGGAAAUCGAGACUGAGAUUUACACAGCGGGGCUAGUGGUGGUUGAAAAACCCACUCUUGUAGGGUUUUGGCAGGUGAUUGCGGGGGCGGAUCAUUGGGAGCACGAAAAGUCAAAGGGGAGGGUGUCGUUUGUUAGGGACCCACUAUACAGGAGGCCGUGCGCGCUAGCACACGGUCUAGCCCAGUACUUCGCCUCCGGCCAUCACCGGCAGGAGCGCGGAUUUUUGUAUGGCGGGGCGUACGUGACCGUCAUUGCCCGUUCAUUGGGCCUCGUACCACACCAGGACCCACAUCUACGGACGCCGGCCAUCAUGCCGACGCGGAUGGGUAUGCAGUCGCUAUGGGGGAUGAGGGUUAUCAGGAGGUUCCCCAUUGGCCCGCGGUUUAAAAACCGCGAAGGGGGCGUAUGGACAGAGCAGGCCUUACCAGAGCAUUUCGAGCCCGUUCAUCCUCCUGCAGAUCCUGCUGAUGUAGUGCCCGUGGAGGACCCUCCGGAGGAUCUAGACGGUGCAGCGGAGCCACAGCCACCGCCACCUGCCGGGGCACCUCAGUUUCCACGUCACGUUAUUCGAGGUCGUGCCCCAGGAGCUGCGCUACAUCCGGAUGUACGAGCCAGGCUUGACAGGCUCGACGAUUUGGCAAAUAGUUAA